Molecule: messenger RNA, 921 nt
Organism: Brenthis ino (lesser marbled fritillary)
Lineage: Eukaryota; Metazoa; Arthropoda; Insecta; Lepidoptera; Nymphalidae
Source: the annotation of a GenBank genome assembly
AUGAAGUCAUAUUUUCAGAUACUCAUAGUAUUUGCCGUUCUCAUCGCGUCGACGUUAGCGGAACCUCCGGUCAAUAGAUACCUCCCUCCUCAGUCAAGAGCAUCAUUAUCGACAUCAUACGGAACUCCUAACUUUGCCCAGCGACAGAAUGGAGCUGGAUUUAGGCGCCCAUCUUCCACCUAUGGAGCUCCUAAAACUCGUCCCUCAAACCAGUAUCUGGCACCAAACAACCAAUAUUUACCACCCAGCAAUCAAAACUCAGCACCUAGCAGCCAAUAUUCAGCGCCUAGCAACCAAUACUCAGCACCUAGCAGCCAAUAUUCAGCGCCUAGCAACCAAUACUCAGCACCUAGCAACCAAUACUCAGCGCCUAGCAACCAAUACUCAGCGCCUAGCAACCAAUAUUUAGCGCCUAGCAAUCAAUACUCGGCACCUAGUAACCAAUACUCCGCACCUAGCAAGCAAUACCAAACUUCUAGUAAUCAAUACAAUGCACCAAGGAACCAAUAUUUAUCACCUAAUGCAGGAAUUCUAAAUACACCAUCUCAAGAAUAUGGAACCCCUGGAUUUGGAAGGAGUAAUCAAGGAUCUGGUGACUACAAUCAGCAGAGCAGACAGUACCUUCCCCCCGGCGCGGGCGGAGGGUGUGACGAUGGAAGCAAUGGGGAACCUGCAAACUACAACUUUGAAUAUAUGGUUAAAGACGAAUACUCAGGCAACGAUUUCGGUCACCGAGAAUCAAGAGUAGGGGACCGUGCUGAGGGCUUGUAUUAUGUACUUUUGCCUGAUGGCAGGAAACAGACGGUAGAAUAUGAAGCGGAUCAAGACGGGUAUAAACCAAGAAUAUCGUAUGAAGACACCGGCGUAAGAGCAUACGACAGAACCAACCAAGGCUACGACCAAAAUGCUAGUGGACCUUAC